Pieris rapae (cabbage white) is the source of this 1216-nucleotide messenger RNA. Its product is annotated as carbonic anhydrase 6-like. NCBI's taxonomy places the organism in Eukaryota, Metazoa, Arthropoda, Insecta, Lepidoptera, Pieridae. The transcript is spliced from 8 exons. The record is from RefSeq and is a predicted model, not a curated record. Gene Ontology annotation, molecular function: carbonate dehydratase activity; zinc ion binding. Bases 1 to 1197 code for a protein of 398 amino acids.
AUGUUACUUAUAUACAAGAAUAUUUUGACGUUACUGAUUUUCUGUAUCAAGAUCCCCAUUCCCACUGCAAUACAAGACCAGACCAGUACGCGGGCGAACACAUUGUUGGAUGACGCAGACGACAUACAAAGACAGUUAGACAAUGAAGCGCGCGACAGAAUGUUAAAACCGACAACAGUGUGGGUGUUUCGCCUUCCCACGCAGACACCGGAACUCAAGAUGGCGGUAAUAAAGAAAAGAUUGCUUAAAAUGCUAUCCUCUGAUCCCCUCCAAUUUUACUUCUACAUACGCUUCCCGAAAAGAUGCUCUCUGGAUAGGAUAUUUGACACUUCUCAGCUGCCUUGCUACUCGGCCGCAGAUCAGCCUGAUCUCGUGCCUGAGAGACUAUUGAGGGUGCUACGUAAAAAAAUGCCGACUGACAGUUCAAGGCGCCGGGCCGACAGGGCGUCGGAUUCUGUUGGCAACUUUAAAUUUGAUCAAAUGAAGUGGUAUUUAGAUUUUCCUGAGUGUGGUGGCCAUUUGCAGUCGCCAAUAGAUAUUCCCAAUGGCUUGAUCAAGACAAAGGCGGGUCGGAAAAUGAUAUUCGCUAAUUACAAUAAACGUCCGGAAGCAUUCUAUAUGUCUAAUGAUGGAAAUCGACUUCGUUUAUUCGGAGAUUGGAGUAGGAAAGACAGACCGAUGAUAUAUGGAGGAGGAGCUCACAAUCGACGUUAUGUUUUCCACUCAAUAACACUUCACUGGCCGUCUGAACACUCAGUCGGUGGUCUUCAAUACCCACUUGAAAGCCAAGUACUGCAUGUCUCGGCGGAUUAUGAUACAUUUGACGACGCUAUUAAUGUUUCAAGGAAGGAUCGGCUCGCUUUUCUUGGCAUCGUCAAUUUGUAUAUGUACAGAAAUUACUCUCACUGCAGCGUUGGAAGCAUAUUGAAUAACGCAAAAAGUGGAUUAAACUCGACAAUUACUUCGCAACCUUUGAGUCAUUUCAAUCCACCCUUGAAAUAUUAUGCCAGUUAUCAUGGCUCUUUGACUGUGCCACCUUGUACAGAGGCUGUACUUUGGCUUAUUAGAGAUCAAACAUUGCCUAUAACAAGGGAAGCAGCGAAAGCGUUUAAGUCUCUGCUCAUUGAGGACUUCCAAGGAAGCCUUCGACGUGAAAUACAACCGCUCAACGAUAGAAGAAUUUACCUUUUCAAAUGAUUGCGUAUAGAGAGAACUA